UACGUUUGUAAUUUCUGCAGCCGUACUUUUUCGCGUAAAUAUGACGUGAUCCGACAUAAACGUAUCCAUACAGGCGCCAAACCUUACGUUUGUCCAUGUUGUUCCAAGCGUUUUGCGCGUUCUGAUGCUCGAAUGCGUCAUUUUCGUACUGAAGCUAAA
Mycotypha africana is the source of this 159-nucleotide messenger RNA. RefSeq lists its product as uncharacterized. Lineage: Eukaryota; Fungi; Mucoromycota; Mucoromycetes; Mucorales; Mycotyphaceae. The transcript has a single exon. Gene Ontology annotation, cellular component: nucleus. The record is from RefSeq and is a predicted model, not a curated record. The annotation marks the transcript as partial. Gene Ontology annotation, biological process: regulation of transcription by RNA polymerase II. Gene Ontology annotation, molecular function: RNA polymerase II cis-regulatory region sequence-specific DNA binding; DNA-binding transcription factor activity, RNA polymerase II-specific.